Molecule: messenger RNA, 1074 nt
Organism: Lethenteron reissneri (Far Eastern brook lamprey)
Lineage: Eukaryota; Metazoa; Chordata; Hyperoartia; Petromyzontiformes; Petromyzontidae
Product: unconventional myosin-VIIa-like
Cellular component (GO): myosin complex
Molecular function (GO): ATP binding; cytoskeletal motor activity
Source: RefSeq, a predicted model, not a curated record
AUGAAGACGACUCGCGACCCAGGGGUCAUGCUCGUGGACGAGUUCUCGUCCUGGUCACUCAAACACGGGCGCCACGGCGCCCUCCUGCUGCUGCUGCUCCUGCUGCUGCUGCUGCGGGUGACACUCGGCGUGGUGCGGAGCGGAGGACCGGGUGCCAUGGUGAUCCUCAGACAGGGAGACUACGUGUGGCUGGACCUGAAGACGGGCAGCGAGUUCGACGUUCCCAUCGGCGCCGUCGUCAAACUCUCCGACUCCGGGCAGGUGCAGGUGGACGAUGACGAAGGCAACGAGCACUGGAUCUCCCCACAGAGUGCGCGCCUCGUGCGCCCCAUGCACCCCACGUCGGUGCACGGCGUGGAGGACAUGAUCCGCCUGGGGGACCUCAACGAGGCCGGCAUCCUGCGCAACCUCCUCAUCCGCUACCGCGACCACCUCAUCUACACCUACACGGGCUCCAUCCUGGUGGCGGUGAACCCGUACCAGCUGCUACCCAUCUACACGGCAGAGCAGAUCCGCCUCUACACCAACCGCAAGAUCGGCGAGAUGGCGCCGCACAUCUUCGCCAUCGCCGACAACUGCUACUUCAGCAUGCGGCGCAACAACCGCGACCAGUGCUGCAUCAUCAGCGGGGAGUCCGGCGCGGGGAAGACGGAGAGCACGAAGCUCAUCCUGCAGUUCCUGGCGGCGGUGAGCGGGCAGCACUCGUGGAUCGAGCAGCAGGUCCUGGAGGCCAACCCCAUCCUGGAAGCGUUCGGCAACGCCAAGACGAUCCGGAACGACAACUCGAGCCGUUUCGGCAAGUACAUCGACAUCCACUUCAACCGGCGCGGAGCCAUCGAGGGCGCCAAGAUCGAGCAGUACCUGCUGGAGAAGACGCGCGUGUGCCGACAGGUGAGCCGGGGCCUGCCGCCAGAUCAGGUGUCUAACAGUGAUGUCAUAGUGGACAAGGUAAAUGCACUCGCCGCUGCAUAUACAUCACAUCUGGACAUGAACUUUGCCAAUGAACUCAUCCAAUUCAAGUCUCUCAUGUCUGAGGGUGAGAAGUGCCCAACUAAAUUGCUUGAGACGUUGUAG